Molecule: messenger RNA, 1761 nt
Organism: Gossypium arboreum
Lineage: Eukaryota; Viridiplantae; Streptophyta; Magnoliopsida; Malvales; Malvaceae
Product: protein DETOXIFICATION 18-like
Exons: 7
Coding region: 205-1659 (484 amino acids)
Biological process (GO): xenobiotic detoxification by transmembrane export across the plasma membrane
Cellular component (GO): membrane
Molecular function (GO): xenobiotic transmembrane transporter activity; antiporter activity
Source: RefSeq, a predicted model, not a curated record
CCCCCCUUCCUUCCAUGUCUUCCAUGUCUUCAAAUGGUUGCAUCAUCACGUGAAUCACUUAAUGCAUUCCCAUUUCAUUCUUCAACUGUAUUUCAUAAGAACAAUUAUACACCAUAAUUAAAAGAGCCACUGUCCAACUUAACACCAUUUUCUUUCUUUCAUUUUUACCCCAUCAUAGAGCUAUCCAAGAAGAAGAUCGUAGAGAUGUCAUCAAAGGAAAGUUAUUUCGAGUCAGCUGAAUCCCUCUUGUCGGAGGUUAAUCACCAUGACGACGAUGAUGAUCAACCGCGGAAGCGUGUUUUGGACAUGGAAGAGGCUAAGAACCAAGUGGUGUUCUCGCUUCCCAUGAUUGUUUCUAGUGUUUCGUUCUUGUCCAUAACUAUGGUCUCAGUCAUGUUCGCCGGUCACCUUGGGGAGCUUCAGCUUGCUGCUGCUACGCUUGCUAAUUCUUGGGUCACCGUCACUGGCUUGGCUUUCAUGACGGGGCUAAGUGGAGCUCUAGAAACACUUUGCGGCCAAGGAUUUGGUGCAAAACUUUACAAAACGUUAGGAAUUUAUCUCCAAUCAUCCUGCAUAAUCUCUUGCUUUUUUUCGAUCAUCAUAUCGAUCUUAUGGUUCUACACCGAGCCAAUCCUUAUUUUGCUUCAACAAGAUGCCCAGAUUUCAGCGACCGCUGCACUCUACAUUAAGUACCUCAUCCCGGGUUUAUUCGCGUACGGUUUCGUUCAAAACAUUCUCAGGUUUCUUCAGACCCAAAGCAUUUUGAUGCCGCUGGUUUGGUUCUCGGUCCUUCCGAUGGGCAUUCAUUUGGGCAUUGCCUACGCUUUGGUCUAUUGCACUGAUAUGGGUUUCAAAGGAGCUCCGUUGGCGGCUUCGAUUUCGCUGUGGAUUUCGUUCCUUUUGUUAUCGGUUUAUGUGUUUUUCGCUGAGGAAUUUAAGCAAACAUGGGAUGGAUUAUCGUUCGAAUCGUUUCGUCACGUUCCUACAAUCUUGAAGUUGGCCCUCCCUUCUGCAGCAAUGGUUUGUUUGGAAUACUGGGCUUUCGAGCUUCUUGUGCUGCUUGCAGGGCUGAUGCCUAAUUCGGAAGUAAAUACCUCAUUGAUUGCUAUGUGUGUGAAUACAGAAGCAAUUGCCUACAUGAUUACUUAUGGCCUUAGUGCUGCAGCAAGCACAAGAGUUUCAAAUGAACUAGGAGCUGGGCAUCCAAUUCGGGCGAAGAACGCCAUGGGUGUCACCCUCAGGCUUUCAAUCCUUCUAGCACUUGCAGUUGUCCUCGCUUUGGCAUUUGGUCAUAACAUUUGGGCUGCUUUCUUUAGUAACAGCCCUUCAAUUAUAAACCAGUUUGCGUCAAUGACACCCCUUCUUUUGAUCUCCAUAACAAUCGAUUCCUUUCAAGGCGUCUUAUCAGGAGUGGCUAGAGGAAGUGGUUGGCAGCUAUUGGCGAUGUGGGUUAACAUGGGGACUUUCUAUUUCAUUGGAAUGCCAAUUGCAUGCCUCCUUGGAUUUAAGUUCAAGCUUUAUGCUAAGGGUUUGUGGAUAGGCUUAAUAUGUGGUCUGUCCUGCCAAGCUGGUGCGCUCCUCCUUAUAACUUUGAGUAGAAAAUGGAUUAAAAUUGAGAUUUCAGAAGAUGUGGAUAGGGAAACCAGAAUUUUUGUUUAAUUGGUUUCUUAGUAUAAAGGCAUGUACUAUUUGGGCAAUAAGGAUGGUAAAUUCAUAUGGAUUUUCUUAUUUAAGAUUUAUACGUAAUAAUUAUUGGAUGAA